UGAAUGAAUGUGAGAAUAAGCGGUCAAUUCAAUUUAGUAGAGUUUAAGCCAUCGAACGAAUAAGACACGUUUAAAACCCCAAGCCGGACAAAGUCAGAAUGUUAAAUGGAAAAUUCUUUACGGGCCUUCCGCCUAAAAUGAUAGAACGAGGAGGCGGGACAGCACCGAACCGUUUGGAAUCACAUCUAUUUUGGCCCGACGACACCAAAGCUGAAUCGGCCGUUGAAUGUAAACUUAAACGGCGGAAUAGUGUGCAGCUACAGGCUAGUGAUAAACCCAGCUGUACAAGACAGUUCUCCGUGGGUGGAGACAAUGAUGUGGAUACUAAACGAAGAUUUAGCAAAGAAUUUUCACAAUCUUCAAUACAAUUCUAUGAUAAUUUGAGUGAAAAUAAUCCCGUUCCAAAUAGGAGAGCUCUACUGAGAUCGGGUGUAGGAAAAAAGACAGAUCUAACGGAAAAGCCAACUGCCACCAAACUGCAACUGCCGGAAACAAUUGUCGAUGAAGCCUACACUACUGCCAAACGAAAACAGGCUUAUAUGUCGAAAAUCGAGUUCUAUGACUUUGUGAAUGAACAAGAAGCCGAAGCACAAGCUAAAAUUCAACAAAACAACUUUAGAAAACCCAAAAUGGAUAUGAAUGACAAACGUGAAAUGGAAUUAAAUUCCAAAAAUAGUCCCAAAUUACAAAUAAAACGAGAUGCGCGAAGUCUUAGUGAGGAGAAAGAUAUGCCGAAGAUUAAUAAUCGUAGCACCAAAACAUUGGAAAGGCCAUCAAGACAAAUUAAAGAAGUUAAUUUAUCUAAAGCGAACACAAGGGAAUAUCGCGAAGGCAGAAAUGAAAUUUAUGAUAGAUCUAAUGUAAAAUCGAGGGAAAGAAAUAAUUAUGAUUCACGCUACGACAGGGAACCGGUGGAAACACAGUAUGAAAAUGAUGGGGAUUAUUAUGAAAAACCGAAUAGAUCAGUAUUACCUAGGGAGAGAUUCCAUAGAAAGUAUGAAGAUGAUCGAGAUUUUGGAGAAAAUUCUCAUCAACGUUAUAAAAUCCGUGACCAUUCGGAAGAUUUCGUUGAUGAAAAGCAGUAUAGACGCAUACAAAAUGACACUAAGAAAGAUAUCCGAUCACAGUAUGGCUCUCGAACUAGAAACGAAAUCUUACAUCGUGACGAAGCCGAAAUUGGCGAGAGAAUGAGAAAGGUUCGAAUCGAGUCAUCGCCACCGAGAAGGUACCAUUAUUAUCGCGAUGAGUAUUACGACGAUGAGCGACCCGUUGAGGAUAAUAGACGUACCAGAACAUCUCCUACUAGGGAUAUUACAAAACGUGGAAAUUUGCAACGUCUUUAUGAAAGCAACCCACACGAUGAAUAUGAAGACGAUGCACGUCCCUAUGAAGAUAGCUAUGAAGCUAUGAACAACAAAAGUAGCAGAAAUAUUUGUGACAACAGCCACCAAGCAAACAUUGAUCGAACAACUAAUAAAUUAAAUAAUAAAAUAGCUUCAAGGAGAUUUACUAGAUCUCCCUCUCCAGAAUUGACACAAAAAAGUAGUACACCAGGUGCAUCGCAGUCACCAUCAACGAUGUCGGCUGAUAUAAACAAACCUCGAAAACAUUUGCGCAGUAGUCUAUGUUUUCAUGAUGGUGCAAUUAUAGCUGAGAAUGAUGCGACUCAGUCGCCCACAUCUGAGAAACCAGCAGCGCGUCGUAAUAUUCGCAGCACAGCGACCAAACGGGUUAGUGUAGGUUUGCCGGAUUGAUUGGAUUGGAGUACAACAAACAACAACAGUACACACACACUAUCGUGAAAAUCAUUAAAAGUAGACAACAACGUACGACGCAAGUGGAUAUCGGUGUUCGAGAACUUGAAGUCAGGCGGACAAAAUAAGAUCGCGUCGCAUGCAUUUUAAGUGAGGCUUAAUAAUUUUCCCUCCACUGUAGAGGAGUAUGGUGAUCAAGUGUUUCCAAUAUGGCAAAUAUCAUUGGCCGUGUGUGUUGUGCGCACUCUUGCCCCUCUAGAUUCGUCGUUAACGUAUUAAUUUUUAUUAUAUUCUCAUGUCUAGAAUUCUCGAAAACAAUUGUAACACCCACUAUCAAAAAUUGAAUAAAUUUAAAAUAUCACUUCUGUAAUUGGCGAUUUUUGCACUUGAAAUAAAUUGUCAUGUGUUAAUUUUUUGUUUGCAAUAAAUAAAUUACCAGUUUUGUUAAUAUAUUAAGUUGUAAUGAAUGCAAUAAAGAUGUAAUAAAUGUA
Musca domestica (house fly) is the source of this 2245-nucleotide messenger RNA. RefSeq names its product peptidyl-prolyl cis-trans isomerase G. Lineage: Eukaryota; Metazoa; Arthropoda; Insecta; Diptera; Muscidae. The transcript has a single exon. The record is from RefSeq and is a predicted model, not a curated record. Bases 99 to 1754 code for a protein of 551 amino acids.